Molecule: messenger RNA, 6214 nt
Organism: Antechinus flavipes (yellow-footed antechinus)
Lineage: Eukaryota; Metazoa; Chordata; Mammalia; Dasyuromorphia; Dasyuridae
Gene: KCNC1
Product: potassium voltage-gated channel subfamily C member 1
Exons: 4
Coding region: 3114-4871 (585 amino acids)
Biological process (GO): potassium ion transmembrane transport; protein homooligomerization
Cellular component (GO): voltage-gated potassium channel complex; neuronal cell body membrane; axon
Molecular function (GO): delayed rectifier potassium channel activity; protein binding
Source: RefSeq, a predicted model, not a curated record
GUGUGUGUGUGUGUGUAGAAGUGAUGAAUUGAAAACUGAGUCACAGGAUAAACAGCCCCCCUCUAUUUUAUGGUAGGAUGUGUUAGGUGCAGUCUCAUCCUCUGCCCUCUGGCUAACAGGCUGGAGAGACAAACUUGUCCAGCCCCAUGCCCUCACUGAUUCUUCAUCUUUCUAUUCAUUAGGGUCACAGAGUGACUCUCUAUUAUCUAUUUAGAAGAGUGACUCUUCUAAAAAGAAGAGAGUGUUGAGGCGUCAGAAAGACAGCAGUCAGACUUGAAAGGCCAGGCUUCUUUUGAGGAAAAGGAAAAUCUCUUUGGAUUGGAGAAAUGCCCAGGUUUUUUUUUCUCUAGAAACUCCAUUAUAGGAGGAUCCAUGUUCAAUAUAACCUAAAGGAGUUAAUAUCAAAAUGGAGCUAAUGGGGAGGGGGUUUCAUGACUUGGUGCCAUUGGAAUUAAAAUCCAUAGUGAAGGUCUCCAGAGUCAAUGUGACUAAGAUGAAUCAGUCAGGAUUCAGUAAAAUGGGAGAGUAAUUGGAACAUACAGGAUCACUCAGGAAGUUUCCUAGAUUAAUUUGACUUUCUAGAGAAAUGAGAGAAAUUAGGGUGAUUAGAGAGGAUGUCAUUGAGGAAUUUCCAGGUGAGUGUGAUGUGGUGGAAUAUUCUAAUCACUGAGAGAAUCAGUUUCUGAGGUCAGUGUGACUAGAAGGUAAGUAAGGAGGGCCCAGUUAGUGGCAAGUGUCCACAAUCAAUGUGACUGUUGAGUCACUGGAGAGUGUCCAAGGUUUAAGUAUAACUGGGCUGGGUCAUUUUUGGAAAUCCUGGGAAGUGUAAGGGAAGGAGUCAGGAAGAAAUUCUUGGGUCAAUAAGGGAAUUCCAUAAAAUGAAGAGAAUGCUGUAUUUGAAAUCCCGGGGGAAUCCGAGUUUCACAGUCAGCUCUACGAAUUACCUCCAGUAUGAUGAUGGGCAAGUCAUAACAUCUCUGAAUCUCGUUUCCUCAUAUAUAAAAUGAGGAGGUUGUUCCAAGAGACCUCUAAAGUACCUUUUAGCUCUCAAUCUAUGAAUCUACGAUCCUAGAAGCAGUGCCCAGGAUAGAUCUGGGGGGAGGGGAGCAAAGGGGAUGAGGUUUAAUAUGCUAUUAGGGUUUUCUGUCUCAGUCAUAUUUUCUAUCUUCCCAAUAAGAGAGAUUCGGAAGUCUGUUUUGAGAAGUCUACGUGUUGGUUAGUAAGCUGAAGGAAAACGGGAGCUGGCAGAGUCACGGCAUUUGGCUAACCACCAGUACUUGUGGGGAUUGAAUGUGUCACCAAGUCCCAUUAGGACCGGUCUCAUAACACUAGGAAGUCUGAACCCACCGCCCCAGGAGAACUGUCUCUUCUGCAGCCUUGGGCUGCUCAGGAUGAACAAAGGACGAGGUGGCCAAAUCAAGGUGUUUAGUCUAAGGUGUAAGAACUACGUCUCGGUGCGGGUUCCUCGGGGGACCACAAGAGCUAGGGUGGAGAAAGGACUGGGCGAGGUGGGAGGAGGGGAGUUAGAACAGAACUAGGGUUCUUUAGGACCCAGAGCGGCGCCUCUAUCAGCAGGCGAAUGCGGCUGCGCGAGCUGAGUGCCAGUGUCCGGAGACCGACCGGGCUGGCUGGACUGGGACUGAGCCGCAGCCACAGAGGCAGCACCUACCCCGGCAGCAGCCUAGUCGGCGGCUGCCGCCUCUCGGCUCUUGCGCCGCCCCCAGCCUGCCCAGCCCUAGGGACUUCCUAGGUGCAGCGCCGCCUUCCACAGUCCGGGAUCCCUCUGCGGCCAGAGCCAACCCACGCCGAGCCCAGCGGUUUGUGUCUGCAGAGAGCCGCCUCGGAGGAGCGGGACGCGGGAGGAUAAGGAACCCAGCCGGAGACCGAGCUCGGGCACCAGGACUAACCCCCAGAGCAGCGCAGCCCAGCCCAGCCUAGCUUCGGGAGCUGUCCUUUCAGCACUGUGCCCCGGGGAAACAAGGGAAGCCUAACCGAGAAGAGGAGCGGAGUAGCGAAGCAGAGAAGAGAGGAGGAAGAUUAGAAGGAAAGGGAGAGGGAGAAGGAGAAGAAAGAGAGGGAGAAGGAACAGGAGGAGGAGAGGCGCAGAGGAGCGCACAGCGCAGAGGCGCACAGGAAGGCGACAAGAGAGCAACUCGAGGGCCCCGCUGCCUACUGGGUCCGGCAAUUCCUCCGGGAGGCUGCACUGGGAGCAGGGCAGGCGAGCGGGACCGGAGGGAAGGGAGCCCAGGAGAAGGAGAACGGAGCCAGAGGCUCCCUCCGCUCUGUCUCCGCUCCAAGCUGCGUCUCCGGUGGCCCGCUUUUUUCCUCGCCUGUGCCGGGGGCUGGGAGGUUGCUGGUAAUUCUUCCCUCCCCCCUCCCGGAGGGAGGAACCAAGAAGCCCCCGCCUUCCAGUCCCUCUCUUCCCAUCCUCUGGACCCCAGGAAAGCGACUCGUUCUACCCCCAAACGCAGGCGCCUUGUCCUCCUGCUGUCUCCGGGCUCUCGAAGGCUCCUCGAUUUUCCCUCAGAUUAUUUAUUUAUUUAUGUAUUUAUUCUCACGCUGCUGCUGAGAUGGGAGCACGAGCCCGGCCCCCUCCUCCUCCUCCUCCUCUUCCCCCGGCCCGCAGCUGAGCACCUCCUUCAGCCUCCCUCCCCACCUUCUUCUUCCUCCUCCUCUUUAGCUGGACACCUCUACUGCCUGUACACAUCUGGCAACAAGAUUCCCCCCCCCCCCCUCCCGCGACCCACACAGCCUCCAAGGGCUCGUUGUCUCUUUCCAUCUCACUCCGAUUGAUAGAGGCAGAGGUUGGAGAGGGGUGGCGGGAGGGGGGAGGGCUUUUGUAUUUGGGGGACUGGAACUGUCAGAGGUGCUAGGGGAGCCGGGUCGCCGCCGCAGGGUAGGGGGCGGGGCGGUGAGAGGAGAGACAGUCUAACUGUGAAGGCGCAGCUCCUUCCAGCCUGCCCUCCUGCAGGUGCCGCUCUUCGCUGCACCCCCCCUUCCCAGGGUCUUGGGGAGAAAGACACCGUUCCCCACUAUCCACAACAGCCCCCGAAUCCCACCCCGCCGCUCCCAUGGGUGCCCUUGGCCUGCGACAUGCCUAAGGGGAAGCCGCGAUGGGCCAAGGCGACGACAGCGACCGCAUCGUGAUCAACGUGGGCGGGACGCGGCACCAGACGUACCGCAGCACCCUGCGCACCUUGCCCGGGACCCGGCUCGCCUGGCUGGCCGAGCCCGACGCCCACAGCCACUUUGACUAUGACCCGCGCUCAGACGAGUUCUUCUUCGACCGGCACCCGGGCGUGUUUGCGCAUAUCCUGAACUACUACCGAACGGGCAAGCUGCACUGUCCGGCUGACGUGUGUGGACCUUUGUACGAGGAAGAGCUGGCCUUCUGGGGCAUCGACGAGACGGACGUGGAGCCCUGCUGCUGGAUGACCUACAGGCAGCACCGCGACGCAGAAGAAGCCCUCGAUAGCUUCGGCGGCGCGCCUCUGGACAACAGCGCCGAGGACGCGGACGGAGAUGGCGCGGGCGACUCCGGGGACGGGGAGGACGAGCUGGAGAUGACCAAGGGCCUGGCGCUCAGUGACUCACCCGACGGCCGCUCGGGCGGUUUCUGGCGUCGCUGGCAGCCACGGAUCUGGGCGCUCUUUGAGGAUCCCUACUCAUCCCGCUACGCGCGGUACGUGGCUUUUGCCUCCCUCUUCUUCAUCCUGGUCUCCAUCACCACCUUCUGCCUGGAGACCCACGAGCGGUUUAACCCCAUCGUGAACAAAACCGAAAUCGAAGUCAUUAGGAAUGGCACCCAGGUGCGCUACUACCGGGAGGCGGAGACCGAGGCCUUCCUGACCUACAUCGAAGGGGUGUGCGUGGUCUGGUUCACGUUCGAGUUCCUCAUGCGGAUUGUCUUCUGCCCCAACAAAGUGGAGUUUAUUAAGAAUUCCCUGAACAUCAUCGACUUUGUGGCCAUCCUGCCUUUCUACCUGGAGGUCGGACUCAGCGGCCUGUCUUCCAAAGCCGCCAAGGACGUCCUGGGCUUUCUGAGAGUGGUCCGGUUCGUGCGCAUCCUGAGAAUUUUCAAGUUGACCCGCCAUUUUGUAGGCUUGCGGGUCCUGGGCCACACCCUCCGCGCCAGCACCAACGAAUUCUUGCUGCUCAUCAUUUUCCUGGCCUUGGGGGUCUUAAUCUUCGCCACGAUGAUCUACUACGCUGAGAGGAUAGGUGCUCAACCCAACGACCCUAGCGCCAGCGAGCACACGCACUUUAAGAACAUCCCCAUCGGCUUCUGGUGGGCGGUGGUCACCAUGACGACACUGGGCUACGGAGACAUGUACCCGCAGACGUGGUCGGGCAUGCUAGUGGGGGCGCUGUGUGCGCUCGCCGGGGUGCUGACCAUCGCCAUGCCCGUGCCCGUCAUCGUGAACAAUUUCGGAAUGUACUAUUCCUUAGCCAUGGCUAAGCAGAAGCUACCAAAGAAAAAAAAGAAACACAUUCCGAGACCGCCGCAGCUGGGAUCCCCCAAUUAUUGUAAAUCUGUCGUAAACUCUCCACAUCACAGUACUCAGAGUGACACAUGCCCGCUGGCCCAGGAAGAGAUUUUAGAAAUUAACAGAGCAGAUUCCAAACUGAACGGGGAGGUGGCCAACGCCGCGCUGGCGAACGAAGACUGCCCCCACAUAGACCAGGCCCUCACGCCCGAUGAGGGCCUGCCCUUUACCCGCUCGGGCACCCGCGAGAGAUACGGACCCUGCUUCCUCUUAUCAACCGGGGAGUACCCGUGCCCGCCUGGUGGAGGAAUGAGAAAGGAUCUUUGCAAAGAAAGCCCUGUCAUUGCUAAGUAUAUGUCAACAGAGGCAGUGAGAGUGACUUGACAAGGCCAGAGGACCGAGGACACUGGUGGCUAAAAAAAACAUCUGGGUGGAUCUGCAGCCCCUCCUCACCCUUGGACAGAGUCAAUCCCGCCACGCAGGUUUGCAGGAUGAGUCCGCGUGGUUUUUUGGGCCUUAUUCUAGGAUGGACAUAGGCUUUCUCUGCAACCCAAUGGUAACAAACUGUAGAAGAUUUUUUUUUCUUUUGAUUUUGGUUUUUGGUUUUUUUUGGGUGGGGGGGAGGGAGGGCUUCCUUAGCAUGAUUUGCAUGAAGUAACUAGAAAAACAGACAAACCACAAACCUACAAUUGUAUGACUCAUGUAGAAGCAGAAAAAUCAGAGAGAAGCUUCUAAAAAAAAUUUUUUUUCAAUGUUCUUUUACUUUUUACAUACAUUGUUGUAGCCAGACUGUGAAGUCUUCACAAACCUGUAUGGUUCUUUCUUCUUCUUCUUCUCCUCCUUCUUUUUCUUCUUCUUUUUUUUGUUUUCCUUUUUUGUUUUUUUGUUUUGGUACACAAGAUACAGAGUAAUGGUUUUUUAAAAAAAAGGGCGAUCGGCCUGUCAUCGGUCAUAUUGACCAUGCCUUCAUAGUUCAUCUCUCCUAUGGAAACCCACCGAGAACUUUGAUUCAAUUAGAAUUGUGAGAAUACACCACCUCCACAGUCCUCCCUCUCUGUUUCCCUCCGCAUGUGUGUGACCCAUGGACCUCUCCCAGGACCCAUGACGACAUAUCAUAGUCUUGAUCAAUUGCCCAGCUCUGGUUCUGUUGUAUUCCAUUGGUGUAGAGACCCACCGUGAGUGCCCUUCGUGGCCAAUUGUUCGUUAUGAGUAAAGUCUGGAUUCUCCAAAUGUUACUUUGCCAACGGGACUAAGAGAACCCAAAAGAUCAGGAGACCACUGGGGAGAAACUUGUCUCCAGAUUUAUUAAAAGAACAACCAGCAUUGUAUGCAGUUAGCAUUUCACAGUAAAGAUGCAUGCCCCAUGUUAUGCAAAACAACUCUAGCAUGAAAUAAAUUUUGUCUCAUGGUUUCCGUGCCUGCUGUAUAGUCUAAAGCAGAUUUGUUUCUUGAAGCAUUCAGAGGUUUGCAGAGAUACACUUCUGAAUAGCAAAUAAAUAUAUUUUCCCAUUAGAAAUAGGACAGUACCUUGACUUUGGUCUGAUUCCAAAAUGGGGGGGAGGGAAAAGAAAUGAUAUUUUUGGAAAAAAUGCUAUAGUUUUUAAAAAAUGCAACAUCUUGAGCUUUCACAAGCAGUGACCAGCAUUUCCUGCAAAGACAGAAAUGACCCUUUCUCUCAAUAUUCUCACCCCAUCUCCUCAAUAAUAAAAAGUUGACUUUUGAGUUGA